Mauremys mutica (yellowpond turtle) is the source of this 3250-nucleotide messenger RNA. It is a transcript of the gene TRIQK, whose product is annotated as triple QxxK/R motif containing. NCBI's taxonomy places the organism in Eukaryota, Metazoa, Chordata, Testudines, Geoemydidae. Bases 391 to 651 code for a protein of 86 amino acids. The record is from RefSeq and is a predicted model, not a curated record. Gene Ontology annotation, cellular component: endoplasmic reticulum membrane. The transcript has 5 exons.
AGUGGGAGGCCCUGGCCCGAGGAGCCCGCCCAGCGGCGGCAGGAGGAGGCGGAGCUCGCCCAGUCAGCCCAGGAGGUAUCGAGCCGCUGCUGACGUUGUUGGGGUGGGUGAGGGAGCGCGCCGGCCCAGCCGCAGCCGUUGUCACUGCGCUUCCCCAACGGCCGUUACCUCACCUGGCGGACUCGACCCAGCGAGUCCCGCCGCCGUUAGCGGAUCAUCGCACGAGCGUGGCCAGCGCCAUCGGCGGCCCGCCCUCUUCCACUUUUGCCUUCUCUUCAUUGGUCGAGCAGAACCUCUCAUCUCCGCGAUUGGUCCAGGAGGACGUGGUUUGUGCCUACGUGGAGCCCUCAGAGAUAAAACACCGCCCCAGUGGUUUUGGACUCAAAAAGGAUGGGAAGAAAGGAUGCAUCUGCCGCAAGAAUUCCUGUUGAGCAAUACAGGAAACAAAUAGGAAAACAAGAUUACAAGAAAAGCAGGCCAGUGUUAAGAGCAACAAGAUUAAAAGCAGAGGCCAAGAAAACUGCACUGGGCAUAAAGGAAGUUGCCCUUGUCCUUGCAGCAAUACUGGUAUUUCUGUUGGCUUUCUACGCUUUCUUUUAUCUUAAUCUAUCAAGUGAAGUUGACCUUGAUCUGGAUCCAAAUGAAAACUAGCAGAUGCAAUGUAUCUAUCCUAUCAUCAGAUUCUCUUCUGGAAAAACAACUACCUUGAACAACACUGUUUGGGAACAGCAUAAUGCAUAAUAAUACUAUGCAAUAUCUCAAUCGCUCUUAAAAUUCAUAUUGCAGAAGAGGCAAAGAAGACUCACGCAAUGCAAGCUGCUUAAGUUAAAGCAAAAGCUGUACUAUUGUGAAUUAAAUGAAUUGUUUACAUUAUUUGUUUCUCAGGCUGAGAACUCUGAUGCCAAAAGACAGUUUGGGUAGAUACUGACUUCUGGGUAGUCUGUCCUGACUUAAAUUCAUGAAUCCAUGAAUCCAAACUUCCCAGUAGUGAAAUUAGGUUUCUUUUUUUUUUAAAUACAAAAGAAAAAACAAGUCCCCAAAUAAAAGUUGCUUUACUGAUUUGUAUCUCCAGGGCAUCUGCACCACCCUCAGUCUUGCACUCUCUCGCUCUUCACACAUGCAGGUAAUUUCCUUUUUAGAAUUUCUCUUUUUAGAAACAGUCUCCCACUUCCUGUAGGGCCUAUUUUAUAUCCUAGAUUCUAUAUGCACAUGUAUCUACAGUAAUCUUUUUUCAAUCCUUGCCAACUGUUCAGUGUACAUGUGCUCUGUCAGAAAUGUCACCUGGAUGACAGAAGCUCGAACAUUAUUAACAUAUGCCUCUGAAACAGUGUUCCUUGCCUUUUGGGCUGUGGGAACUGGUAUAUGUAGAAAGUUCAGUUGAUGUUGAUUUUAAUUAGUAUACUGCUCUAUUAUUGAUAUAAAGAUAAAAUUCUAUUUUAAUUAUACUGUUCCUGCUAAUUGCAAUAGCAACUUGCUUCUCUCAUUGGGAGCGUGUGGUAAAAAAUUAGUGUUCCAGUUAUACUAUCUUUUUCCCAUCAAACUAAUGUAAGGGGUUGUACCAGCUAACAAAUCUUUUUCAUGCCUACUCCCCAAAACUGAAAGAGUCUUGACUCCCCGACAUCUGUUAGAAACUCUGUUGGCAAAUUAACCCUAAUGUCUCUUAUAUAAUAGUCUUAUAACUAAGGGAUAAACCCACUGAGUUCCCUUUGUUUAGUGACUGUUUUGGAAGUGUUCAAGUUAGACUUAGAUUUGACAUGAGGAUAUUGUAGGUAAAGAGAAAUCAAAAAUAACUAAUAGUGUAGUAUAUAAGACUAUGUUUAUUUUAAAUUGACCCAUAGCCCCAUUAUCACCACUGAAAACCUGGUUCAGGAAUUUAGAUCAAUAUGGUUAAUUUUUAGACCAUACAGUAUUGAUGCCUAUAUACACUAUGAGUCUCUAAGGAUACACUUUUUAUUCGGUUUGUGUAAUACAGGACACCUCAUCUAGAAAUGCAGAAUACACCAGCAUCUCCAACAUAUGUAUGAAAAGGAAAUAUUAUACUUAUUUCUCAUUCUCUAAAUUGUGACUUUUUAAGUCACCAAAUCCCCAAAAUCAUACAUUCUUAGUACGUGUAGUCCAGUAAUAGUAUAUAUGCCACCAAAUGUGUAGCAACAUAUAGCACUUGGAGUGAAGCCUUUUAUGACAUGUGGCAAUCACAAGCUAGCAUUUUGGAUGUGACAUGCCUGUCACUUCACUGAGUGCCAUACCACAUGUCUCAAAAUGCUGCAGUCCUCUCUUUCAUUUUGCACAAGCAAUUUCCAUUUUCCACUAACUCAUAUGAUGCUGUAAGGAUUAUGUAGCUAAUGGUUGUACAGCGCUUUGUAUGAGACAUGCAAUAGAAGUGCUAAGUAUGUUAUAUUGCCAUAUAUAUUGUGUUCCGAAACAGUUAAAUGAAAAGAAGAAUAUUUCUAACUUAAAAUAGUAACUUGAAGUUAUUAGAACAAGAACAUUUCCCAUAUUGUGUGAAUCACAAGUAAAAACCAAACUACAUCUGGGGAUGAAUGAAAUCUAUGUAUUGGUUUAUGGACCAGAAGACCCCUAGACUAGAAAGUAUCUCAAAUCUCCAUUAUGUUCUCAAGUGCUGCAUUUUGCAUACGGCUAUUUUUCAUUUAGGUGACAGACAUAACUAAGUCACAUGUAACUAGAGAGUUGCCUAUUGCUUAGAAUAUCUGAGGAGAUUCAUGCCCAGUGCACAUGGGAAUACAUGGAGAAUAUUGCAGCAAAUACAUGGAAAAUAUUGCACCUGUGCUUUCAGUCCACUAGUUACAGACAGGGGUUUGUUAAUAGCAGAUGUCCCAGCCUUAGUCAAACUAUCCGCUUGUUUUAUUUUUUAAUUUAUAAACACAAAUGCAUUAAACAUAGGGCCUGAGUUGGGUCUUGCUUACACCUCUUUUCACGGACUCCUUUAACUUCAGUGAAAUUACUCCUGCUUACUCCUAAUUACUCACACUAAUGUGAGAUCAAAAUCUGGCCGGUGAUUAUGCCUCCCUUUUGGAGCACAGCAGGUAUCCAUUCCUGAUAUCUUUAAAUGAAGUUGCUUUUAGCACCUCAAAUGCAUGCUAGGUGUGCGCUCUCUCUCUCUCUCUUUCUCUAAUGAUGAUACCGAUGUAUGUAUCUGAAAGCAGAACCAAUCCCAUAAUUUUUUAGGUCAUUUGUCUUUGUAACUCUAGCUCAUGGACUAUUUUAAUAAUAAAAUGAAUUUUUAAACUUU